Bactrocera tryoni is the source of this 617-nucleotide messenger RNA. RefSeq lists its product as uncharacterized. NCBI's taxonomy places the organism in Eukaryota, Metazoa, Arthropoda, Insecta, Diptera, Tephritidae. The transcript is spliced from 3 exons. The coding region runs from base 97 to 426 and encodes 109 amino acids. The record is from RefSeq and is a predicted model, not a curated record.
AACAACCAAUGAUGGUAAUGUCUCUAGAAGAUUUUUUGAAGAUCCAGAAAUAACCGCUGACAUAACUGGUAUGUUGGUAAAUUCCAUACGUAUUGCAUGGACACUGCAAAAUUAUAUGUAGAGCUUUAUGGCUGGUACUACAUGCCCAUCACUGUGCAUAAAGUUCUCAUUCACGGCAGCAAAAUGGUAUCUGAGGCUAUAUUGCCAAUAGGAAUGUUAUCCGAAGAAGCGCAAAAAGCAAUGAAUAAGGAGUGUAGAAACUGUAGGCUAUUCCAUUCUCGUAAAAAUUCACGUAGUUCUACGAAUGAAGAUGUAAUGCAAUAUUUGCAAAUAUCAUCAGAUCCUUAUAUUAAUUCAUUUAGAAUGAGAAACAAAUUGAAAAAAUUAGAAUACCAUGAUGAUGUUAAAAAAUUAUUGAUUGAAUGAAAAAAAAUAUAUUGUUUUUUUUUUUUUUUAUUGCAUUUCAAUGGGAGGUGGGUGUAUUAGUGGGCGUGUUAUUGUAAUUUUUGCAUGAAACAUUUUAAAUGAUAUAAAUUACAGUAAUAUAGAAUUUGAAGGAUGUAUUUAAUAUAUUUUAGAAAAUAUGGUACUUUUUAUGUUGAGGUAGUAUGGGUGAU